AAAAACAAUUUAAGAAAUAAUAGAAAGGAAACAAAUAUUUUAUGUCGUUUAUAAUAAUUGUGAUUUAUUAAUCCAUGAAUUGUUAGUCGGUGGGAAGCCGAGCCAUUUAACAUAUACAUUGUCUCCAUUACUUUUAAGUACUUUUUCCACGAGAUAAAUAUGAGGGUAUUUAGUCUUUUGUAAUUCUUUUUCGUAAAAACAUCCACUAAUAGGUUGACCAUUAAAAUCUUCAAGGAGAUAUGUUGGCGGGUUGGUUAGGUUUACUUUUCUUAUCAUACAAAUUUCCGUUGUCCAAUUUGGUGUGAUUAAAACUAAAUUCCUUCCACAUUUUUUUCAGAAAUUUCUGUAUAAAUAGCUGUUUCAGUUUAGGAUGUAUCUCAUACCGUCGACGAUGAAUCUCAGAGAAGAACUUUUACAAGUUGAAGAGGAAGUUUUGUUCAAGCCUUGUAAAAAGGUUAUUGAAUUAAAACAAAAUGAAAAAUAUCGUAUUGGUAAACUGAAACGUUGUGUUACGAAAUUUGGAGAACGAAUUGUUGCUGAUUUGGGCGAAUUUCAGACUUUCUUCCCAAUGCGAUACAACAAAUUGUCAGACGCUGCAAUAACCGAAAUCAAUCGAGGUUCAUUCAACUUUACCUAUUUAUGUCCGUUAGGACGAACUGCUAGUAUUAAAAUUGAAGAAGAACUGUAAAUUAUUAAAUAAACCUUACAUGUUCUGAGCAUA
Messenger RNA from Eupeodes corollae, 721 nucleotides. RefSeq lists its product as uncharacterized. Lineage: Eukaryota; Metazoa; Arthropoda; Insecta; Diptera; Syrphidae. The record is from RefSeq and is a predicted model, not a curated record. Bases 371 to 688 code for a protein of 105 amino acids. The transcript is spliced from 2 exons.